Molecule: messenger RNA, 1582 nt
Organism: Galleria mellonella (greater wax moth)
Lineage: Eukaryota; Metazoa; Arthropoda; Insecta; Lepidoptera; Pyralidae
Product: ribosome maturation protein SBDS-like
Exons: 1
Coding region: 73-825 (250 amino acids)
Biological process (GO): cytosolic ribosome assembly; ribosome biogenesis
Source: RefSeq, a predicted model, not a curated record
UAUAAUGAACAACACGUGUAAUUAACCUCUCCACCUCUCUGUUAUAAAGUAAAUUAAACUUAAAAUAUAAAAAUGUCAAAGUUAUUGAAACCAACAAAUCAAGUACGUUUAACCAACGUUGCAAUAGUUCGUUUAAAGAAAGGUGGGAAAAAGUUUGAAAUAGCCUGCUACAAACAUAAAGUGCUACCAUGGCGAAAUCAAUUGGAACAAGAUAUUAAUGAGGUAUUGCAAACGCAAACUAUAUUUUUACACGUCUCCAAAGGGCAGGCAGCUAAAAAAGAGGAUUUGAUCAACAUAUUUAGAACGAACGACUCCACAGAAAUAUGUAAGGAGAUACUGAAAAAUGGUGAGCUUCAAAUUUCUGAUAAGGAUAGGCAAUCUCAAAUAGUAUCUCUUACGAAAGAUAUUGCUACAAGUAUUGCUGAUAAAUGUGUUAACCCUAACACAAAACGACCUUAUCCUGUAAGUGUUAUAGAGAAAGCUAUGAGAGAUGUACGCUUUUUUGUUAACGUUAACAAAAGUGUUGUACAACAAACUCUCCAUGUUAUAGAACUAUUGAAAAAGGAAAUACGCCUGCAAAGGGCACAAAUGAGAGUAAGAAUCUUAUUAACUGGAAAAGGUGCAAAUAAAAUUAAAAAUAAAAUAAUACAUUUAGUAUUGAGUAUUGAAGAAGAAUAUUGGUAUUCUGAAACGGCUAAUAUAAUAUGUUUAAUUGAACCUGGGAAUUUUAAAAAUUUGGAUGCUAUGAUCCAAACAGAGACAAAAGGGAAUGGACAAUUUGAGUUGUUAAACUUAAUAGAGAUGUUAGAAGAAGACAUUUUGUAAAAUAAAUAAGCUGUCAUUCACAAUAUUACAUAUAAAUUUCCUUUGAUUUACCUAUUCGUUUGAGGCCAUUAUCCAAAUAGUAUCCCUUACGAAAGAUAUUGCUACAAGUAUUGCUGAUAAAUGUGUUAACCCUAACACAAAACGACCUUAUCCUGUAAGUGUUAUAGAGAAAGCUAUGAGAGAUGUACGCUUUUUUGUUAACGUUAACAAAAGUGUUGUACAACAAACUCUCCAUGUUAUAGAACUUUUGAAAAAGGAAGGGAAUGGACAAUUUGAGUUGUUAAACUUAAUAGAGAUGUUAGAAGAAGACAUUUUGUAAAAUAAAUAACCUGUCAUUCACAAUAUUACAUAUAAAUUUCCUUUGAUUUACCUAUAGUGUUUCACAUUUUCAAGUGAAUAUAAUUCUCUUACUUUACUAUUAAAUAAAAUUGAUAUGGUCGCUAAGAAAUAGCGGUAGUUCAAGGCUUUUAUGCAUGACGCUGGAACAAAUUGCCGCAACAAAAUUACCAACCAAUUGUUAUUGAAGAAAAGAAGACAUACAAUGACAAUAAUACUUGGAACAACUUCGCCUUAGAAGAUAGCAUUAUGAACAAAACAUAGAAGUCUUAUUUGUGCUUGCUUUGUGUACACAAAGUUUAGUUUUGGAAUGCAUGAGUGAAUAUUUGUUUAAAAUUAAUUUGUGUCAAUCAAUAUUUUUUUUUAUACUUUUCAGUAUAAUAUUGAAAACAUAAUGAUUUUGUUUAAUAUAAAUAUUAAA